AUGGGUCAUCGUAGUAAGCGCAGGAAGUUUAAGUUUCCCCGUGAUGCGAGUCUCUAUGGAUUUGGUUAUGAUGCUUCACGGGAAGAUUACUUAGUUGUUGUAGUUUGGAAGGAUAGGAACUGCCAACUCUUAAAAUGCUUUUCCUUGAGAACCAAUUCAUGGAUUAAUCUUGAUGCUGCACUUCCCAACCCAUUGGGUCUUAUAGAGUGGCGGCGAGCACGUGGGUUGUUCUUGAAUGGCUCUAUUCAUUGGUUGUUGUCCUCAAUCCUUGUAUUUGAUUUGAAGAAAAGAAGUUUCUCAAAGAUAUCUUUGCCUGAGCAACUCAUAAUGCAUGAUCCUGCCACAAUUGUCACACUAGAAGGGUGCCUAGCCUUGUAUUCUCGGGACUAUGUUAAAGGUAAAACACACAUAUGGGUAAUGAAAGAAUACAAAGUGAACUCAUCUUGGACUUUGUAUGUCAUUCCUUGUUUACAGUUUGAACCUCUAUGCUUAUCCAAUGGUAGUGACAUUAUCGUACUAGAUCCUAUUUCGGUAUCUAGAUCAUUCAAGUUUGCCAAAUAUAAUGUUUGA
Molecule: messenger RNA, 570 nt
Organism: Arachis ipaensis
Lineage: Eukaryota; Viridiplantae; Streptophyta; Magnoliopsida; Fabales; Fabaceae
Source: RefSeq, a predicted model, not a curated record